AGCACGGCAGCCUGCAGGAACGGCUUUAUAAAGAGCUAAAUUUACCAAACUACGUUGUUUCCUGAGCUCUCACAAUUGGUCAAGCGAACUCAGCGAAAACAGUUAUAAGGUUGCGAGGACCUCCUACCACUUUUAAACUUGUUCAUGUAUUUGAAGCAGCAGCUGUGGAGAGAGGCGACUGUGAAUUAGGCGCACAGACUCUGGUGCGGCUGCCGCUCUAUACACAACGCGACUUUGACAAGAGAUAGUUGUUUUAUUUCACCAAACGAUGGCCUUAUCCGGAGUGAUGCUACCGUCAUUUUCGACUUUCUCAAACCAAAGAGAAAAAAACUGGGAAAAUAGAUGGAAAGGAGAGAUGGACAAAUUAGUCUCAACCAGUUGUUCCAUGCUUGAAAUGGUACAGAGCUUGGACAAUCACUGCAAGAAGGACGACGAGGAUCUGAGUAAUUAUUUGGAUCUGGAUUUUAUUCUCUCCAACACAACUGGCUCAGACAAUGCGGUGGAAUUUGUUGGCACAGCUGACCCCAACAUGUACACAGCUGGAAACUCUGUGCCAUCAUACCCCGCAGACGAUCAGCGCUCCCCGCCUCCCCCGUACGGCGCCAGCCUCAUGACAGAGCUACUCCGCGCCGAAGGCACAGGCAACUAUGGCAUUACGCGUAACCCCAGCGUCCAGGGGAGAUUUUUUGUCAACACAACACAUUUCCCUCGCCCGGACAUCAAAGUAGAGCCCCCAAUGGACAGUUACGGCCCCGUUUUGGGCAUGGUGCCUCAGAGCUGCAGCAAAAUCAAGCAAGAAGGCAACGUUUCGUGCAUGAUGUCCUUUGAACAGCCACGGGUGGCCAUAUCUCCACGGGCAGCCAGCAACAUGACCCCACCUUUGAGCCCCGAUGACCAGGGAGUCACGGACUGCCAGGCACAGCUGUGUCAGCCCAUGAACUUUCAGCAGAAAUAUCACACACAGGCAGCUUUUCAGCACCACCCUCAGGCUCCCCAGAUGCAGAUGCCUUACCACGCUCCGCAUACUGGCUUUGGCAUGUAUGAUGAAGGUCUCAACCUGCAACCAGGGGCCCAGAGGGUGAUGCUCACACCACCUUCAUCUCCCCUCGAGCUGCUGGAGUCAAAACCCAAAAGAGGUCGGCGCACGUGGCCACGGAAGCGCACUGCAACGCACACCUGCACCUUCGCUGGCUGCGGGAAAACCUACACAAAGAGUUCUCAUCUGAAGGCACAUCUCCGAACUCACACUGGUGAGAAGCCGUACCACUGUAGCUGGGAAGGUUGUGGAUGGAAAUUUGCCCGCUCCGACGAGCUGACCCGUCAUUUCCGUAAACAUACUGGACAUAGGCCGUUCCAGUGCCACCUGUGCGAGCGCGCCUUCUCUAGGUCUGACCAUUUGGCGCUUCACAUGAAGAGACACAUGUGAAAGAGCCCAUUUAAGGACUUGGGGUUCACAGGGAAAUUGUAUUAUUUUUAUUGUGACUCAACCGUAUUUUUUAUUUAAAAUGCAUCCAUCUGGCCAAAUUCUUUUUAUAUAAUAUUGAAUUGAAACUGUUUUAGUGUUAUUAUUUUGUAAUAACGUAGCUGGUACUACUUUGGUUGUAUAAAAAGCUUUAGAAAUGUUUUGUUUGCUUAAGCAGACCAAGAAGGGGCUGGCCCUGUAUAUACUACUCUUCUUUGACAGAACUGGAAUGCUGUGUUUGACACAAAAGUGCCUUUCUAUAACUGUGCUACUGUAAAACUCUGUGACAGAACGAUUUGGCCAAAAAUGUUUAUGUUCUUGUUAACAGUGGUGAAAUGCUCAUGCAGUUGCCUAAAAUGUGCAGAGACAAUGUUUUAUUUAAACUGCCUCAGUGUCUGAACUGCCUUUAUUGUUUUAUUUCUGAUGCUUUUGCCAAUCUCAAACUUCAUGAAGUUAAACUUUUGGAUCCAGCCCCUCUGUACACUAUCAGGGCUUGAUGCCCUGUGCAUUAUUUUUUACUUAAAUUUAUAUAAAUAAAUACAUGGAUUUUAUACUGUAAAAUGUGUAUUUAUUGUAAAUAUUAAAAGAAAUGGAUUUGAA
This is a messenger RNA of Melanotaenia boesemani (Boeseman's rainbowfish), 2062 nucleotides long. RefSeq names its product Kruppel-like factor 2b (gene klf2b). Gene Ontology annotation, biological process: regulation of transcription by RNA polymerase II. NCBI's taxonomy places the organism in Eukaryota, Metazoa, Chordata, Actinopteri, Atheriniformes, Melanotaeniidae. The coding region runs from base 269 to 1426 and encodes 385 amino acids. Gene Ontology annotation, molecular function: RNA polymerase II cis-regulatory region sequence-specific DNA binding; DNA-binding transcription factor activity, RNA polymerase II-specific. The transcript is spliced from 3 exons. The record is from RefSeq and is a predicted model, not a curated record.